Callorhinchus milii (elephant shark) is the source of this 762-nucleotide messenger RNA. RefSeq names its product protein FAM107B. The transcript is spliced from 5 exons. The coding region runs from base 189 to 683 and encodes 164 amino acids. The record is from RefSeq and is a predicted model, not a curated record. NCBI's taxonomy places the organism in Eukaryota, Metazoa, Chordata, Chondrichthyes, Chimaeriformes, Callorhinchidae.
UUAAGAUUCCUUCCAGAAAGGAGUGUCGCGGGAAUUUGUAUCAUAUGGAUCAUGAUCGUCCAGCCUGGAUUGCUAACUAUCAGAUAAGCAUAUGACAAAAAGGAAAAAGUUUCUGAAUGAGAUUCUGCCUAUAAAGAGAAAAGGGAGAAGAUUGGUUCUAUAAUCAAUCAGUCUAUUUGUUUUAAGCCAUGGGAGGAUCUCAAGGCAAAAAGUCUGGAUGCAGCAGCAUGCGGGAUGGAACAAGAUCAGGAUAUGCCUGGGCUGGUGAGAGGGGGGCAGGAACAGAAUUAGAUAGAGGUGCUAUGGCUCACUCAAAUGAUAAUACUGAGCUCAUUAAACCCAGAAAGCUCAAUAACCCUGUGAAAGAUUCUAAGAACUAUCAAGAACUCCACCGUGAGUUGUUGCUGAGCCAGAAGAGAGGCUCUGUGCUACAGAACAAACCUGAACUUCAGCGGGUGAUGGAACAAAGAAAAUAUGAUCUGCAAAAAGAAAGGGAAGAAGCGCAGAGGCCAAAAUCUGAUUUUGAACAGGAACUAAAGAAACGACACCAAAUAUUGGAGCAGUAUGAACAAGAACAACAGAAAACAGAAGAGCAGGAAAAUGUGCCAGAGUUUGUCAAAGUCAAAGAAAGCUUGAGAAGAACAAAGCUAACAAGUGAUGCAGAGGACAGUCGAGUGUCUUAGCCACACAUUUGUUGGAAUUAUCAAGACGUGUUGUGCCUCUUCAGUACUUCUAAAAGCCUGUUAUAUAAUGUAGAAACUG